ACUUCAAAUUAGCACCGGGUAGUCCUCAAGGUUUUUUAGUUCCCACAACCGGAGCGUUUUCUUGUCUCCACGACAUUAAACUCCAUUCUCCUCCGUUUCAUUUGAAGGACUCUGAUUCCACAUCGACUCAUGGCGGCGAACACGGGCACCUCCCUCGUGCUGUCCAGCCUGCUGUCAGUGCUGGUGUUUGCCGGGAUGCAGAUGUUCAGUAAACAGCUGGGAUCUACCGAGUGGCUCACCAUCCUGGGAGGUUUCCUGGGCUCGGUGCUCUUCAUCUGUUCCCUCACUGCAUUUAAUAAUCUGGAAAACCUGUUCUUUGGGAAAGGAUUCCAAGCCAAGAUUUUCCCAGAGAUUCUGGUUUGCAUGUGCCUGUCACUGUUUGCCUCAGGUCUGGUUCAUCGUGUCUGUGUCACCACAUGCCUCAUCUUCUCCCUCUUCGCCUUGUACUACAUCAACAAAAUAUCUGCCGCUCUUUACCAAGCAGCUGCUCCUGCAGUCCCAGUGGCAAAGGCUGCCAGCAAGAGCAAGAGGAAGAACUAAGGAACCUGUGGGAUGGCCCUGGAAGUUCACCAGUCAAUAUUGUCCAGAUGCUGAUGGACAGUGAAACACAACUGUGUAUAUUUUGACAGAGUAAUUUCUCUAAUCCACUGCCCUCUUAUAACAUCGGUUUAUUUCAGUGAGUGCAAAUUUGUAACCGUUACGACACAGUUUUUGUUUUACAGUGAUCUCAAAUUUGAAUUGUUCUUGGUAUACCGAGGUGAAUGAACAUCUAUCUACAUUCCAUUGAAGACCUUUUCCUCUGCACUGUAUUUACACUAGUUACAAUGAGAUUCAUCAACCCAUCCAUGUUAUUUGUAUAUGCAUCAGCCCAUCAAGUGACUUUUUUUGUUUAAUUCAUUUUGUAAUUAAACUCUGUAAAAGAC
This is a messenger RNA of Limanda limanda (common dab), 923 nucleotides long. RefSeq names its product keratinocyte associated protein 2 (gene krtcap2). Lineage: Eukaryota; Metazoa; Chordata; Actinopteri; Pleuronectiformes; Pleuronectidae. The record is from RefSeq and is a predicted model, not a curated record. The transcript is spliced from 5 exons. The coding region runs from base 130 to 540 and encodes 136 amino acids.